Molecule: messenger RNA, 1648 nt
Organism: Hemibagrus wyckioides
Lineage: Eukaryota; Metazoa; Chordata; Actinopteri; Siluriformes; Bagridae
Product: lebercilin-like protein
Exons: 9
Coding region: 1-1557 (518 amino acids)
Biological process (GO): intraciliary transport
Cellular component (GO): axoneme
Source: RefSeq, a predicted model, not a curated record
AUGGCAACAACUGACAAGCACAGUGCAUAUAUCCAGCUACGCUUUAGACUCAUGGUACAAAGACUGGGGUCCAGAAUCCUCAGCGUUCAAAAGAGAGUAGGGCAUGAGUACAGGAGUAACAAGACACCUGUUCUGCCCGCCAUCAAACUCCUAGAUGGCCCCGGUCAUUGCCCAGCAUCAGCCCAGCACAGGUACAUCGAGCGGCUGAGCAAUGAGGUGUGGGAACUGCAGCAGCAACUGCACGCCACCCAGAGAGAGAAUCGCCUACUCCAGCGCUUACAGAGCAGACACACCACUGCCCUGCAGCACUUCCAGGACGUCCAGGCUGACCUGCCCCAACUGCUCUGCAAUCACAGCAAUGAGGUGAAAGCACUGCAGGAGCUUUCACGCAGAGAUAAAACUCAAAUCAACAAUCUCUCCCGCAAGCUGCAGAGCACCGAGAGCACGCUGCUGCACACCCGCGACACACUGCACCGGCUACAGCGUCUCGCCCAGGACCAGCACCUGGAGGAGCGAGAGACCCUGACCCACCGCCUCAGUGUACUCACAGUGGACUUGGACAAGAAGAACAAAAGGAUUCAGGAUCUGGAGACAAACCUAGCGCUGAGAACUGAAUCGUUUAAACGUCAAAUCAGUGCUGAAAUGAGAAAGGCGACGGAAGCCCGAGAUCUGUCCAGGCAUCUGGAGGAAAUGAUAAGCAAUCUCAUGCAAAAAAUCAAAGUGAUGGAGAAAGAAUUGGCGAACUAUGAUAUCUACUCGCAUAGAUUCCUGAAAGGGACCAAACACAAAUGUGUUCAAACCGAACCACCUGUCAUAGUAGUCGAACCUCCUCCCCUUCCAAUGCAGAUAGAGCAUCCACAGGAAGACAUGGAGAAGAACACUUGGGAGGUUGAUGCCAAUGAAGCAGCAAAGGAGAGCAGUGAGGAUGAACUGACACAUGAGGAAAACUUUAAUGAGACAACUCCUGAAACAACAGAGAACAAACUAUUUCUGACUGAACCUCUGAUGUCUAUAGCACUGGAACCUCCUCCUCUCCCACUGCAGAUAGAGUAUCCACAGGCAGACAUGGAGGAGAACACUUUGUUUUAUUUAAAGGAGCUUGAUGCCAAUGAACCAGGACCAGACUCUGAGGAUGAGCUGACGCAGAAGGAAAAUGAGGAAACCUCUAAUGAGACACCUCCUGAUAUUACAAAGACAAGUGGCACUGAUGGAAUCGAGCUGGAGUAUAACGCAGAGCAGGAAGAAAUAACAGCAGGCCUCACUCAGGAUUCAGCUUCUGACGAGCCCAGUUCAGAAGAUAUCAAUGAUCAGUUAGAUUCCCAGAAUUUAGUUAGCACUAACAAGGAUACUCAAUCUCCAGUCACAAUCAGACAGCAGUACACAUUUAGAGAGACUGUCCAGAACCUACAUAGCGGCAAACCUGCUUAUGGAACAAGUCAGAGAUCUGGACCAAGAUUCCACAGACGUAAAGCUACUAGUAAUGUUCUCGACACUGGUACAUAUGAGCCAACCGUUUUUGCGCCAAGCAAUACCAGAAAGAAUAAAUUGAAGAAUUAAUAGUUUGGUCAAUGAAAUUGAUCGAUUAGAUGCCUGAUAUUAAAAGGCAAUAAAAGCUCAGAUUCAAAGAAAACAAUCUUUUGUCAUUUUG